Molecule: messenger RNA, 729 nt
Organism: Drosophila teissieri
Lineage: Eukaryota; Metazoa; Arthropoda; Insecta; Diptera; Drosophilidae
Product: glycine-rich selenoprotein
Exons: 3
Coding region: 140-484 (114 amino acids)
Biological process (GO): endoplasmic reticulum calcium ion homeostasis; calcium ion transport
Cellular component (GO): Golgi apparatus; endoplasmic reticulum membrane
Source: RefSeq, a predicted model, not a curated record
GCUUUAUCAGCUGCUUUGUUUGUCCAUCUCUAAACACCACGUCAAUUUUUGUUUUGUACACAAUCAGAUCAAAAAAUUCAGCUUUGGCCCAGAUUUGGAAAUAUUUGAAAGAAUUAUUGCAUGCUAGUUUCACAUUAAAAUGGCGUACGUCGAUCAAAAUGGUCGCCUAUGGGAGAAACGUCCUUGGGACUUGAGACGGAUUUUGGCCAUAUUCGUGGGUAUAUGGUUCGCCGUCAAGCAGUUAUUUGCAUCGUUCCUGUCUCCAUUCACUGGAAAUGAUAACAGCGGAGACAACUCCCGUCGAGGAAGUGGAUGGGGAAGUAGCAGCUGGGGCGGAGGCGGAGGAGGAGGUGGCGGUGGCGGAGGCGGUGGAGGAGGAGGAGGAGGCGGUGGAUAUGGCGGCGGAGGCUUAAGGCCCAACCGACGAAUUGGGCGCAUACCGCCGCCCUCCCAAUCCUGCAGUGCUGGAGGAUGCUGCGGUUAAUCCAAUAGUUCGUGCGUUUUGGCCCCCAGAACUGCUUAACCAAAAUGCUCCAAUAUCUAAUCCAUCUCACUUCGUGAUGCGGCAAUUAAAGUAUAUGCUUGUGUUUCAAAUAUGUUAUAGCUCUAUUUUAGUUAUAUGGUUUUGGAUUAAUUGAGCAAAUUCAAAAUAUGCAUUCAUAAGUAUAUGUACACACACAGAUGUAUGUGCACAUUACAUAAUAAUAAACUUUGUAAUUUCCUAACGUA